AUGUUCUUUUUAAACCAUCCAUAUGACGACCAUAUUUCUACCUCGAAUGUUGACCAUACUGGUGAUUCCGUCACAUUUCCGGAACAGGCUUAUAAUGCCCACGCCGACCAAAAUCAUCAUGAUUCGGCAAUGGAUUCGAAAGAAUCGAUUCGUAAUUCCGUAAGUCCAAAUACUUCUGGACACUAUAACCUAUUGGUUAUUAUUAGUUCACCGAUGUCUGAAUUGAAAUCAAGGAAAUUGUUGAGAAAAUAUUUAUUCGGAAUAAAUGAUAACUUGGAUUCAUGUAUGAAACAAGAAACCAACAUCUACUACAAAUUCCUGGUGCCUCCAUAUAACAAAAAACGUAACGACGUCUUACGCGAAUACACUGCCGAGUUGAUAGAAUAUAAUGAUAUCAUAGAAUUUCAGGUGCCAGCUGGUCAAAGUUGGCAGAGAACCAUUUUAGAGUGGGCACAGUCUCUUGAUAAGAAACGGAUUACUUAUAACCAUGUCGUCAUCCUCGAUGUUCAUUCCAUAAUCAAUCUUGAGAAGAUACAACAAAUUUUGGAUUCCUCUCUUAUAAAUGGUCAUCGUUUAAAUACCAAGCGGAAGAGUAAUCUCGUAUGGGGCCUUUUUGAUGUACAAGGUGGUGAUGAUAUGUUUGUCGUACUUGGCCAAAAGGCUAUUGCUACGAUUUUAAAUGAAAAUGAAAAUGACGUUAAUCCGAUAGCACAGGCGUAUCAACAUCGUUCAAAAAAGGGCUCACUUUAUUUCAUAAACGAUCAUAUUGGAAUGUUGGAUUGGUCGAAUUCAAUUGAAAAUAUUCCCACCGAAACCACCAUUGCUGUUGGUCAUAUUUACCAAGAAAAGGAAGUAGGAGAUUUGGUCGUGCAUUUGAAUUUACCAGCAACGAAGAUUUGUUAUCCACGAACUCUCAAGGAGGAGGAUAAACCAUCUAUCGCCGUUGUCACCAGUAGUUAUGUGUACGAGAACUUUUGUAUGCUUCCGGCAGCUGUUGAAGCUGCUGAUAAUAAAAGGGAUUACGCAUUGAGGAAUGGAUAUGCCUUUGUUGCUAGAUCAUUGGAAUUUGCUCAACAACAUUAUAAGGGGAGGAAAGCUGUCUGGGGUAAAAUUGACGCCUUGGAAAAGGUUCUCCCUCAUUACGAUUGGUUAUUCUGGAUCGAUAUGGAUGCAAUAAUCGCGAAUCCCGCUGUCACCAUUGAAGAUCUUUUGGAAAAAUUUUCUGGAAUAGUUGGUGGAAAAGAAAAUUUUAAUGACAUAAACCUAAUCGUCGCACGACCAGAGGGCGAUCCGAGUAUUAAUGCGGGUGUCUUCUUGAUGAGAAAUUCUGAUUGGAGUAGACAAUUUUUGCGGGAUGUACAAAAACAGAAAAAUUACUUCAACUUUAGAAUGUAUGAACAACGUGCUAUGUGGAAUAUGGUCCGGAAACCCAAAUAUAGAUCUGGGACAUUACUACUAGAUAAUGAUGAUCAUACCUUUAACACAUUCCCUCACCUCUAUCAUCCUGGCGACUUUGUUAUUCAUUUUGCACCCGACUCAUGCCCGGCAAAACCUCUUCUCAAAGCGCUCGCAAACUUGAAAGAAACUGAGGCAGAUAUUCACAUAGAAAUUCUUUGA
Acaulospora morrowiae is the source of this 1617-nucleotide messenger RNA. The record is from the annotation of a GenBank genome assembly. Lineage: Eukaryota; Fungi; Glomeromycota; Glomeromycetes; Diversisporales; Acaulosporaceae.